Molecule: messenger RNA, 2359 nt
Organism: Zea mays
Lineage: Eukaryota; Viridiplantae; Streptophyta; Magnoliopsida; Poales; Poaceae
Exons: 3
Coding region: 200-1873 (557 amino acids)
Molecular function (GO): copper ion binding; oxidoreductase activity
Source: RefSeq, a predicted model, not a curated record
GACAGCGCGCGGACCGCUCCUUCCAAUGGGCGACAGGCCCCAUAUAAGCCGUGGCCUCCCGGCUGCCUGUCCCCACUCGUUGAGCCCGCCCCCCGCCACCGGCCGGAUCGACAGCAUCCAUCUGACCGUCUGCGCGCGGCGGCUCUCACACCGAACACACGCAGGGCGCGCAUAGGCGAGGCGAGGGCCCCCGCGAGGGAUGGUGUGGUCGGCUGGGAUGGCAAUGCGAGGCGCCUCCGCCGCGCUGCUCGUGCUGGCGCUCGUCGCCACCGUGGCGCGCGCGGAGGACCCCUACCACUUCUUCGAGUGGAAGGUGACGUACGGGACGAAGACCAUCAUGGGGACGCCGCAGAAGGUGAUCCUCAUCAACGACAUGUUCCCCGGCCCUACCAUCAACUGCACAUCCAACAACAACAUCGUCAUCAAUGUCUUCAACAUGCUCGACCAGCCGCUCCUCUUCACCUGGCACGGGAUCCAGCAGAGGAAGAACUCAUGGCAGGACGGCAUGCUGGGCACCAUGUGCCCAAUCCAGCCCAACACCAACUUCACGUACCACUGGCAGCCCAAGGACCAGAUCGGCAGCUUCUUCUAUUACCCCAGCACCGGCAUGCAGCGGGCGGCGGGCGCCUACGGGCUCAUCAGCGUCCACAGCCGUGACCUGAUCCCGGUCCCCUUCGACACGCCGGCCGACGACUUCCCGGUCCUCGUCGGCGACUGGUACACCAAGGACCACACCGUCCUGGCCAAGAACCUGGACGCCGGCAAGGGGAUCGGGCGGCCCGCGGGGCUCGUGAUCAACGGCAAGAACGAGAAGGACGCGUCGAACCCGCCCAUGUACAACGUGGAGGCCGGCAAGACGUACCGCUUCCGCGUCUGCAACGUGGGCAUCAAGGCGUCCUUCAACAUCCGCAUCCAGAACCACAUCAUGAAGCUGGUGGAGAUGGAGGGCUCCCACACCAUGCAGAACGACUACGACUCGCUGGACCUCCACAUCGGCCAGUGCCUGUCGUUCCUCGUCACCGCCGACCAGAAGCCCGGCGACUACCUGCUGGCGGUGUCCACCCGGUUCAUCAAGGAGGUGAACAGCAUCACGGCCGUGAUCCGCUACAAGGGCUCCAACGCCCCGCCGCCGGCCAAGGUGCCGGAGAGCCCCAGCGGAUGGGCGUGGUCCAUCAACCAGUGCAGGUCCUUCCGCUGGAACCUGACGGCGAGCGCGGCGCGGCCCAACCCGCAGGGGUCGUACCACUACGGCCAGAUCAACAUCACCCGCACCAUCAAGCUCGCCAUGGGCCGCGGCAAGGUGGACGGCAAGGAGCGGUUCGGCUUCAACGGCGUGUCGCACGUCGACCCCGAGACCCCCGUCAAGCUCGCCGAGUACUUCAACACCACCGACGGGGUGUUCCAGUACGACAUCAUCGGCGACGUGCCGCCCUCCAAGUCCGCGCCCACCAAGAUGGCCCCCAACGUCAUCCGCGCCGAGUUCCGCACCUUCAUCGAGGUGGUCUUCGAGAACCCCGAGAAGAGCAUCGACACCAUCCACAUCGACGGCUACGCCUUCUUCGCCGUCGGCAUGGGCCCGGGCAAAUGGACGCCAGCGUCCCGGAGCACGUACAACCUCCUGGACACGGUGAGCCGGCACACGAUCCAGGUGUACCCUAGGUCGUGGACGGCGGUGAUGAUGACGUUCGACAACGCGGGCAUGUGGAGCAUCCGGUCCAACAUCUGGGAGAGGCAGUACCUCGGCGAGCAGCUGUACGUGAGCGUCAUCUCGCCGGAGCGGUCGCUCAGGGACGAGUACAACAUGCCGGAGACUAGCCUCCGCUGCGGCAAGGUCGUCGGACUGCCAAUGCCGCCGUCCUACCUCUCCGUCUAGAGCAUGCACGCAUCUCGCUCGGUUUCCCCUUCCUUCCAUCACGUGCGCACGGUGCUGUAUACACAAUUUAAAGGAGCGUGAGGGCAGCGGCUUCUCUCGUUUCCUUCUUCUCUAGCUUUGUCCCCCUAGCUCGUUUGUUCUCUCGUCGUCCCGUCGUCCGGUUCAUUUCCGCUUCCGAGGAAUAAUAAUCAACCAAAGGGGCGGGCGACCAGGGAAAUUAAGAGGCGAUGGUCAGCUGCAAAUGCAUUCAUGCGUAAACACAUCGAGACGCCGUCUCGAACCAUUGUAGGAGUUAAGUAUAUGAUGAUAUAUAAUCCUGUCUAUCUAAUAAGUCCCUCAGCCAAAAAUUGUUCUUUAUAUUUAUGUAUAUGUACAUGCAUGUCUCCUGAUUCAACUUUGAUGUUUAUUGUCUCUUUCGCUUUCGUACUGAACUUAUCCGUGUAACUUGGUAUUGGUAUAUGGAUCAAUAGAUUGUUAUUCACUAUA